UGUCUUCCUGCUGUGGCUGUCUUUACGUGACCAUUUAAAGGAGUAAUUGAUUAGCUGUUUUUACAAAUCAAAAUUUAUUUUCAAAUCAUCCUACACAUCAGCAUCAGUAGUAGUGGGGUCGACUUAUUAUAUACCACCGCUAGCCGUUAAUAAGGCGAUAAGGAUGAUCAUGGUAAACAUGAUCCGACAGCACCCGAAUCGAACCGGACUGACACGAACUCAGCAGGCGAACCAUCAUCACCAUCAUUAUCAUGGUCAGCGUUCGGAUCUUCGUUCGGGGGUUGCAGCAUCAGUGACCUGCUCGAGAUCUCGCCUACGAAGCAACUCGCUUCAGAGUGUGGUGAUCCUCUGGUGUGAACGGUAGAGUGUCCAGUAUCUCAUAGGCAGCCGUAGUGCCCGGAACAUACACAAAAUCUUCCCAACGAUUGGCUAAGCCUGUAAAGAAAGAUGAACCGAUUUGUGAUUGCGAUAGUCCUGUCGACGCUGGUGAUCGGUGCCUUGGGCGAAGCUGCUGGCCGUGAUGCUUCCGUGCGGGACCGUGCCGGCAAUGGUUUCGAAUCCGAGAUCCUGGUCGAAUCGUCCUUGAACGUGCGCAAGGCGAACCCGGCAGUGCGGCGCCAGGUGCGCAGCGUUCUGGAUUUGCUAGUGCCACCAGAGGGUGUGCUGUUGGUGCGCGAGAAGCGUCAAUUCGGUGGAUUCGAUGCGUCCAGUGCGCAGGCUAACGCGAACGCGUUUAACCAGUUCCAGGGACCGAACGGAUUCGGAGCCAGUGCGGCCAACGCUGGCGCUCAAUCGUUCUACAACCAGGGCCCGGGCGGUGGUUUCGGUGCAUCGGCUGCUAACUCGGCGUCCCAGGGUUUUGUCGCCGGACCGGGUGGAUUCUCGGGAUCGGCCGGACAGUCCGGAAGCCAGAGCUACAAGCUGCCCGGUAACAAGGAUGUGAAUCUGUCCUACAGUGGCGGUUUCUCGGUGGCCAACGGACAACCCAGCGUAUCGCAGGGUAGUUCGAUCAGUUUCUCCUAGGUCACAGCAACAGAGCCCGGAACGGCGUUCCUCUCGAUCACAGGUCACGCGAGUCAGACGAGAUUUAUUAAGCGAAAAUAGAUGCGGAUCAGCAUUGAAUAAAGCUUUUCAUGAGUACCAGUU
Messenger RNA from Anopheles darlingi, 1146 nucleotides. RefSeq lists its product as uncharacterized. The transcript is spliced from 4 exons. Bases 448 to 1023 code for a protein of 191 amino acids. The record is from RefSeq and is a predicted model, not a curated record. Lineage: Eukaryota; Metazoa; Arthropoda; Insecta; Diptera; Culicidae.